AUGGCCGGCUCGUCGGGCAGCUUCCUGGCGCGCGCACACUACGUGCCGCUCGUCGGCGGCGCCCUCUACGUCGCCUUCGUCUGUGCGCUCAUGACGCGCAGCUUCCAGGCGCACAACCUGUACCUGCACAAGAUCCAGUUUCCCUUCAACGCAAAGUUCUCGCAGCCGGAGCGCUACGGCCUGGCGCCGCAGAAGACGCGCAAUCUGCGCUUCACCACCAGUGACGGCGUCGAGAUCGGUGCAUGGCACGUGCUUCCCGACGUGUACCACCGCAAGGUGUUCCCGAGCUUCGAUGCUGCCCCGCUCUCGGACGACGCAUACGACGAGGCGUUGCGUGACUACCCGACGGUCAUCUACCUGCACGGCAACGCAGCGAACCGCGCUGCCCCGUUCCGCAUCGCCUCGUACAACCAGUUCACGGCGCGCACGUCGGCCAACGUGAUCGCCAUCGACUACCGCGGCUUUGGCGACUCGCAGGGCGAGCCGACGGAGGAUGGCCUGGCGCUGGAUGCCAAGGCGGCGUGGGACUGGCUGAUGGAGCGCAAGGCGGCCAUCGGCGUGCCCGAGGCGGAGCGUACGCGCAACGUGCUCGUUGUUGGACAGAGCCUGGGCACGGGCGUGGCCGUCGCGCUGACGGACAUCCUCGUCAAGUCGGGCACGCCGCCCGAGGCUAUGUUCCUCAUCGCGCCGUAUAUCUCGAUUGCGCACCUGAUUACGUCGUACCGCAUCGGCGGCCUCGUCCAGAUCUUUGCGCCACUCAAGCUGUUCCCGAACCACCAGAAUCUUAUCCCGAAGUUCCUCUACUCGCAGUUUGCCAACUUCAAGGUCGUGCCGCACCUGAUUCGCGCCAGCGGUCUCUCCGUCGAGGGCGCCGUGACGCCUGCUGCCGCCGAGACGACGGCAGCGCGUCAAGGCCACCCGCACAUCAUCAUCUCGCACGCCGACGACGACGACGUGAUCCCAUGCGCACACGGCGAGGCGCUCUUCGACGGCGCGCUGCGUGCCCACCUCGGCCUUGCCACGGCGCCGACCUCGCGCGGCACCGCACCGCUCGACGAGAAGGCCUGGCUGAAGGCUCGCAACGCCUCGGUCUCCAUCACGCCGGCCAUGUCGCGCGACGGCGCCUGGGCGCAGGUGCACUCCUUCUCGACGGGCAGCGGCGCGUCCGUCUCGCUCAUCCGCACGCCGCACGGCGGACACAACGGCGUCGGCGAUGGCGUCGUGGACAUCGUCGGCCAGCUCUCUGGAAUCGCCGGACCCGUCUGCCCGUGA
Tilletiopsis washingtonensis is the source of this 1272-nucleotide messenger RNA. Its product is annotated as alpha/beta-hydrolase. The record is from RefSeq and is a predicted model, not a curated record. Lineage: Eukaryota; Fungi; Basidiomycota; Exobasidiomycetes; Entylomatales. The transcript has 12 exons. Gene Ontology annotation, molecular function: monoacylglycerol lipase activity; phosphatidylcholine lysophospholipase A1 activity. The coding region runs from base 1 to 1272 and encodes 423 amino acids. Gene Ontology annotation, cellular component: endoplasmic reticulum membrane. Gene Ontology annotation, biological process: phosphatidylserine catabolic process; monoacylglycerol catabolic process.